AUGUGCAUAGCUCUCAUUUCCACAGCCCACCCUUGCUACCCACUGAUCCUAAUCGAUAACCGAGAUGAAUUCCUUCACCGCCCCACAGCCCCCGCACACUGGUGGCCGGGCGACAAGUCCCAUGUCCUAGGUUCUCGGGACUUAGCCCGGGAAGUCCAUGGCACCUGGCUGGGCGUCACAAAGCAAGGCCGCAUCGCCGUGCUAACAAACUACCGCGAGGACACCGACAAGCCCGUCGUGGGCGUGCGCAGCAGAGGCUCCAUCGUGAAUUCAUUCCUCGAGCUGCCCCCAGACAGCACAGUCACCGCUAAGGAGUAUGCUGAGGACCUUAUCGCCGGGGGCGACGCGCAACUGGCCGGCGGCUUCAGCCUUGUCUGUGGCAACGUGCGCGGGCCCUUGGCUGUUGUUUCCAACCGCGUCUCAGCGGCGGACGGCAUUGAGUGGAUUGCCAAUGAAAAGGGCCAGACGGUCGGUCUGAGCAAUACGGUAUUUGGAGACCGGUCGUGGCGGAAGAUUGUGGAUGGGGAGAGGCUCCUGAAAGAAGCGAUUGAUGCCUCUGUGAAGCUGGGUGAAUGUGAAGACGCACUUGUGCAGCGGUUGCUGGAACUGCUUAGCAGGGAUACGCUACCGAGAUUGAGCGAGGGGGGCAAUCUGGAGACGUAUAUCAACCUGCUGCGCGAGAGUAUCUUUAUCCCUGUUAUCGGAGAUGAUGCGGAGAUUGAGCAUACUGUCGACGAAGUGUGUGCAUCGAAGCUGGAGGGGAAGGUCGAUGUGGUGGCUAAUGGGCCGGCGGACCAUCAUGAGUAUAUGAAGGGUCUGUAUGGAACGCAGACGCAGACGGUCGUGCUUGUGCAUGAAUCUGGGCGCGUGAAGUAUUUUGAGCGAACUCUGUAUAAUGACCACGCAGAGCAGAUCAAAAUUGGAGAGGGCGACAGGACUUUUGAGUUUACUGUUGAAUAA
Molecule: messenger RNA, 960 nt
Organism: Histoplasma capsulatum G186AR
Lineage: Eukaryota; Fungi; Ascomycota; Eurotiomycetes; Onygenales; Ajellomycetaceae
Product: DUF833 domain-containing protein
Exons: 2
Coding region: 1-960 (319 amino acids)
Biological process (GO): protein secretion; Golgi organization
Cellular component (GO): Golgi apparatus
Source: RefSeq, a predicted model, not a curated record